AUGUGGGAAAAGCUAGAGUGUCACUAUGGAGAUACUACUGCCAGUGUACAAGCUGCUUUGGAAGAUCUUCAAAGGCCAAAACCUGUAAAAGAAGAAGAUUAUAAAGCUCUGGUUGAAUUAGUGGAUGAAGUUGAAUCUGCCUACAGUCAAUUGGAAGAGCUCAGCCAGCUAAACACUUUAACCAUGCGAGAUGUAGACAACCUAACUGAUUUGUUACCUACCCAUCUUAAAGUCGACUGGAGACGAAAGUAUCGUGAUUUAUCGUCUGCGGAGAAGCUUCAACCAUUUACUCCGCUAAUGAAGUUCCUAGACAGAGAACGUUCAGUUGUGGCUCGUUUAGCAGAAAAUCAGCAUUCUAAGAAAAGAGGAAAUGACAAUGCAAGAGGAUACAGCAAAACCUAUCAUGUUGAAAGAGGUGCAAAACACGGACAAAUAACCUACUACAAGUGUGCCUUCCCCACCCACAGAAAAGACACCAUAAAUCACACCACCGAACAGUGCAAAGAAUUCCAGAAGUUGUCCAUCAGCGGUAAAGAUGGCAGAUAUGAGUUGUUGAAGCAGGUAAACGCUUGUUUCAAAUGUUUUGGUAAUCAUAGGAAGCUUAACUGCCCCAAAAAACUCCCAUGUUCCUCAUGUGGAAGUGACCAACAUCAUUCCCUGCUGUGCAUCCCACCAAAGCCCCCAAAAGAUUCCGGGGAGAAAUCGAAAACUGGAGAUAAUGGGAACAAGGAAGUAGCAUCCUAUACCGUAGGAAGAGAUUCAAUGGCAUUAUACCCUAUCCACCAAGCGACCAUUAGCGACAGUGGUAGAAAAGUGUCCGUCUUCUGUGAUGGAGGCUCUAACGCAAGUUAUAUCACUCAUCGUGCUGCGGAAAGAAUAAAAAGAAAGUUAAAAAACUCUCUCUUGACGUGA
Paramuricea clavata is the source of this 912-nucleotide messenger RNA. The record is from the annotation of a GenBank genome assembly. NCBI's taxonomy places the organism in Eukaryota, Metazoa, Cnidaria, Anthozoa, Malacalcyonacea, Plexauridae.